Molecule: messenger RNA, 7173 nt
Organism: Cynocephalus volans (Philippine flying lemur)
Lineage: Eukaryota; Metazoa; Chordata; Mammalia; Dermoptera; Cynocephalidae
Gene: FKTN
Product: fukutin
Exons: 11
Coding region: 435-1820 (461 amino acids)
Cellular component (GO): Golgi membrane
Source: RefSeq, a predicted model, not a curated record
AUGUCGGGGAGUCCGUUCAUUCGCUGGGGAUGGGCAAGCGCCUUGGGAGAGGUAUCGCUUGUGGCUCGGGUGCCCUCACCGGGCAUCUCUCAGUAUUCUGGGCACGUGCUCUCCGCUCGGCGGAGAGGCGGCUGAGGCCUGUCACAGGCUGAGCGCGCUCCGGACCGGGUGCUCCUGAGUCAGGCCACGAGCGUGUCGUGGUAGACGUCCACUCGGCCAGUCCUUCUCUGCUUCUGAGCGUGUCAGCAGCUGGAGAACAAAAGACAUAAAGCUUAAACAUCAAGUAAGAAGGAAUAAAGAUAAAUACGUGAAGACCUAAAUAUAUUUAACAAAAAUCAAACAGUGGAGACAAGAAAACAAGAUUAUCUUCCUAUCCAAAAAGAUGAAACAACUGGGUUACUUUCAAAAAUCAACCAAGUGAGCACCGCAGACUAAUGAGUAGAAUCAAUAAGAACGUGAUUUUGGCUGUAUUAACAUUGACAAGUUCAGUGUUUCUGCUUUUUCAGUUGUACUACUACAAGCACUAUUUAUCAACAAAGAAUGGAGCUGGUUUAUCAAAAUCCAGAGCAAGCCAAAUUGGAUUUGACAACACACAGUGGCGUGCAGUUAAAAAAUUUAUUAUGCUAACAUCCAGCCAGAAUGUACCAGUGUUCCUUAUCGAUCCUUUGAUUCUGGAAUUGAUUAAUAAAAACUUUGAACAAGUCAAAAAUAUUUCUUAUGGCUCCACUUCAGAAUGCAAGUUUUUCUGUGUUCCAAGAGACUUCACUGCAUUUGCAUUACAGUAUCACCUAUGGAAGAAUGAGGAAGGCUGGUUUCGGAUAGCUGAGAAUAUGGGAUUUCAGUGCCUAAAGAUUGAGAGCAAAGAUCCCCGGCUAGACGGGAUAGAUUCACUUUCUGGAACCGAAAUCCCCCUGCACUAUAUCUGCAAAUUGGCCACUCAUGCCAUCCACUUGGUAGUCUUUCAUGAGAGGAGUGGCAACUACCUGUGGCAUGGCUAUCUACGACUCAAAGGCCACAUUGACAGGAAAUUUGUUCCUUUUCGAAAGUUACAGUUUGGUCGUUAUCCUGGAGCUUUUGACAGGCCAGAGUUACAGCAAGUUAUUGUUGAUGGACUAGAAGUUCUCAUUCCUAAAGAUCUAAUGCACUUUCUAGAAGAAAUACCACACUCUAGGUUUAUUGAGUGUAGGUAUAAAGAAGCUCGAGCAUUUUUUCAGCAGUACCUUGAUGAUAACACUGUGGAAGCUAUGGCCUUUCGAAAGAGUGCAAGAGAAUUAUUGCAACUAGCAGCCAAAACAUUAAAAAAGUUGGGAGUACGGUUCUGGCUGAGCAGUGGAACUUGUCUAGGAUGGUAUCGGCAGUGCAACAUUAUUCCUUAUAGCAGAGAUGUCGAUCUAGGAAUUUUUAUACAAGAUUACAAAUCUGAUAUUAUUUUAGCAUUUCAGGAUGCAGGACUUCCACUCAAACACAAAUUUGGGAAGGUAGAAGACAGCUUGGAACUAUCCUUCCAAGGAAAAGAUGAUGUAAAACUUGAUAUUUUUUUCUUCUAUGAAGAGACUGACCAUAUGUGGAAUGGAGGCACUCAGGCCAAAACAGGAAAAAAAUUUAAGUACAUGUUUCCCAAGUUUACACUGUGCUGGACUGAAUUUGUAGACAUGAAGGUUCAUGUGCCCUGUGAAACCAUUGAAUACAUUGAAGCCAACUAUGGUAAGACCUGGAAGAUUCCUGUGAAGACAUGGGACUGGAAGCACUCUCCCCCCAAUGUGCAGCCCAAUGGAAUCUGGCCUAUUUCUGAGUGGGAUGAGGUUAUCCAGUUAUACUGAAAUACUAGGUUGAAAUGUGAGAAUUCCCCUCUUGAGUAAAAGGUGGAUAACUGUUUAAAAAAACACGUGUCUAUUUGUCAAACAUAAGUUGGAGCUAGAUUAUUAAAAUAAGUUUAAAGACACAAAAAAAGAGUACUAACUGCUGAGCCAUCUGAUUUAAUUCUUUUACCCAACAUUUUUGAGGAGUUUCCAUGUGCCAGUUACAAUGCUAGGUUACAAAGGAGAAGCAGAAAUGAAUGAGACAAGUGCCUGCUUCUUUUUUUCCUCCUUUUGAUAAGCACCCCAAUUUUCCUUUGAGAGAAACCCCACCCUCUGAAGAGCUCAGUUAGAACAUAAUACAUUCUGUAAGGGCUUUCAAAAUGUUAAGUACUGUUUGGACUGGAAGAUGAACUCAUCAGGCAAAGCUAAGGGAGGAUAUACUAGUUAGGAAUAACCUGUUCCUGUUCUUGGCAUUUAGUGCUACUUUUAAGAUUAUGGAGUCUGAGUUAACAUUCAAGUGAUUAGACUUUAGGUGGUGUCAUGAAAAGAUGAUAGCAGAUUCAUUUUACAAGCAAUCUCAUGUGGAAUUGUUUUAGAGCACAGGACAUUAUUCUACAAGGGAAGGUGAGAGUUUAUUUCUAGCCUUGUCGAGAUAGUAAACUUUCAUACACUUACUAUUCUCAUAUUGGAAGUGAGAAGAAAGCUUAUGCUUGCGUGAUGCUUAAAUUUCCAGCCAUUGUGAGAGUAUUUUCACUGACCACUUGUUGACAAAUCAUUAAAGUGAGACCAUGCUAGCAGGCAUGAUUUUGAGAAUCGUGAUUUCAUAAAACUUAUUUUCCUUGUUUCAUUCUCAACCACUAUGUUAUGUAAAAAUAUGAGCUAUUCGUGGACAUUUUAUAUUUUCUGAUAUUAUAAUCCUUGCACUCCCAAAAUUAAUGUUAACACUAAAGUACCUCUGAUUUUUCUAAGUGUAUUCUUCACUGUAUUCAUACAUCAAUUACAGCUCCAUAUCUUUAAUUUAUGGCCUCUAUACCAAUUUAAACGGUGUAUAAAUCUACUUGUUCCUUCUUCUCUUCUGGUGUGACAUAGGGUCUCCAAAGUGGAAGAUAAAUGGUGAAUUUGGCAACUGUUCACCACCCCAGAUCAUAAUGUUUAUAAAGUUUGUAUCCAUCCCUAGUUGUUCAAUAUGCUAGGUAUGGAUAGAGCAAGAACUCCAGACUUCCCUAUUUUAAGUACCACCCACUUUGGGACGCUCUACUUUCCUUUUUCCCUUUAAGAUACAUCUCUGAGUGGGCUGGGAUGGCUCUGUCUCCUCCAUCUCUUCACUAAUCACUUGAAUUUUAUAUUCUAAGUGAGAGAUAAGGGAAAUGCAGGCGCAAUAAGCACUGCUAUCUUUUUCUUUAUCCAGGAAGGGAUGCCAAGUCUUAUGUUUUAUUUAUGCUUCUUAGGACUACUUCCAGUACCAGCUUGGCAGAUUUUCCUCCAAAACCCGAGAAUAAUAGGAGUCUCAAAAAUGGAAACCAGAAUGUCUGAGGGAAUGAGCUGACAGAAUUUCCUGAAAACAAAGUUGGGGAAGGUAACCUACAACCACCCCACUCCAAAUUUUAAAAACAACGUGGAAACUUUCUUUGAUAAAUGAUAACCAACAUCCUUCCUCUCUUAGGAUGUGUUCUCAGUGCAGAAUCAUGGAUUCUUCUCAUAAAUAACAUAAGCAGGUUUUCAGGGACCUUUAUAGAUUAUCAGUAAAGUUGUCCCAAAAUGACAUGUUAUCAUAAUCAGCUUUCUCUUUGCUAGAAAACCAGCCCGUAGAAUACACACCCAAAAUUUUAAACAGGUAACCCUAAUUUUAUUUCUCAUGCUCAAAAACAACAUAACAGGUAAGAGUUGUGAUCUCGGGCAAAAUUUACCAUACUUGGUGAGGACCAUUUGCUUGUGCUCAGCAUCUAAAAGUGCAUACACUCUAUGUUUCUGCCCAUUUCAAACUGGGAGUCCCACUGUUUUCCAGAUCUUACCCACCCCUGUUCAAGUUAUUUCUCUUUUAUCUGUCUCUCGAGUACAAAGUCUUAGGGAGACUGAAGUUCAAGUUAUCUUGGCUCCAUUGACAGAGGUUUCAUAUCCUUCCCUCCAUAGACCACUGGCUGCCAAAAUACCCUUAUUGUAUUCCUUCUGGUUUCACAGGCUUCAGCUCUUGGGUUCUGCCCUAACUUGGGGGAGUGAAAGCAUUUCCCCAUAAUCUGAAGGCCAGGAUUGCCUCUGAUACUGAUUCAGCCAUACUUCAUCCUACGCUUCUUGACACUUGCACUCUGCAGAGUGUCCAGAGACCUUGGGUUGGGUGUAUCUACCAUCAGUACCUCAUCAGAUCACUCUUCUUUCCUCACCUGAGUAUUCCAGCAGUAAUUCUCCUAAUCUAACCACUUUCAGGUCAUUUGCCUGGCCUGUAGAAGACCUCAUAUUAGCUGACUGGUAGUUAGGCACCCAUGGAUGUCUCCAGAGAAAUAUCGAGAGGCAGCAUCCCUCUCAGUUGACAACCAGGUAGCCACUCAGUCCUCCUCUAAGCAGGGGGCACUUGUCUUUUUCUCCUCUGCUGCAACUGCGGACAGCUGGCUCCUGGAAUAAAACCACAGUUCCCAAAAUUGAGUAUCCCUUGGAAUAGGUGGACAGUAGGAUAGCAGGUUUCCUUGAUUCCCUAGCCACAAAUCCUGAAACGUGACCACUAGGUGGCAGAAUGUCUGCCAGCAUCCCUCCCAAAAAACAAGUUAACACAAGUGAAAAUCAUCCUACUCUUGAAAAACUAGAAGGAGCUUUAGGGCAAAAUUCAUUUUAGCCCUCUUGUUUUAUAAACAAAUUAAUAAUCCCAGGAAAGAGUGAUCAGAGCCAGAAACAGCUGAGGCUAAAAUCCAAGAGUGCUGUGACUUCUAGUUCAGUGUCUGUUUUACUGCAUCACAGCAUGGGAUCUUUAACUCUGCUUGAGAUACUUGACAGAGAAGGCCUCCAGGGCCACGAUGAGACUAGGUUUCAGGGUAUUUCUGCCUUCCCCACUUAAUAUCUUUUUGUUCAGAUUGAGAACCUAAGGUGACAAGUCAGGGAGGAGUGUUUCCUUCUUGUCCAAAUUCUUAGGCUACCUUCAUGCUUUUAUCUCAAAAAUGCCUUAUCUCCAAAAAAUAAAACAGUUCACAUCUGGAGAGAGAAGCAUUUGGUACCCGCUUCUUCUUAGCUCAAGAUGCAUCCCAUUGCUACUUCUAAUUCCCCAGGGAAUCAUCAGCACCAAUCUGCUAAAUGACCACUUCUGAAGAGCCCCUCCCGUUCUUAAAGCAACCUGUCAAGAUGCUUUUUCUCUCUCAGAAAAAGGAUUCCUGAAGGAUGUUUACCUGGUAGUUGUGGUCUGUUUCACCAAAGAGAACAAUAGCUAAAUGUAACUGGAGUGUUUUGCAGUUUUCAGGAGGUUUUUUUUAUCUGCUUGGCUGAAAAGGAGACUGGAGUAUCUCAUUUCCAGUAUUUAAACUGCUUUCAAUUAUUUAUAUUGAUACUCUCUUAUGGAUGCAAGUAGUUAAGAAUCGAGUGUGCUCAUUUUUUUUUUUAAUUUGUGCCCAAACCAUUGUUUCUGUUCUUACACAGCUACAAAGCUUCAAAUGGCACAUAGGACAGGCAGGGUAUUACAUAGACAAGCAGGGAUUUGUAGAUUGUGUAUCAGAGCUACAUGUGGAAAACACACUUGGAAUGAGCUCCCAUACUCCAGCCUAAAAUCCUACCCAAUAUCAUAAGCCUAAGGCUACAAAUUUUUCUAAAUCUCCCCUAUCUGGAAAAUGAUAGUUCUUUUAUCCUAAAUGUUAUAAAUCCUUAGGGGAAAUCACCCUCAAAACCUAGUCAGAGAAAGUGCCAUAUUCUUACCUUCUAACACAUAACCACAUAAUCAUUAUCAUGUUAACACAUAAUAAUGUAACAUCUUUAAGGCAUAAAGAAACUCUAGUUACUGACUGGUCAAAAUAAUUUCUCUGAAGAAAUGUCCCAGCAACUAUUUCUCUUUACUCCUUGUCUUCCUCUGUCAUUGAGACCUGGGCUAGGUUACCUCUGACAUCUCAGGGAAGUCAGCACGUUGGCAUAAAAAGCCACAAACUUUUGAGUAAGGCCCAAGUUUGAAUCAUCAUGUGUGAUUUAUGGUGAGGGGCCUCUCAACCUCAAUUUCCACAUGAAUGAAUUUGGGGAAUGAUGCAUAAUACUUCUAAGUGUUUUUAGAAGGAUUAAAUGAAAUAUAAAGUGCUUAAACGCAGGCCUAGGGUUAAGUAAGUACUCAAGAAAUGUGCCAUUUCCCAGUUCCAUGUUUCUUUUCUAAUUACUCUUCAAAUAGGAUUAUAGAAACUAUGGGUCAGGACAUUCUGCCUUACUUAGAAGUUUGCAUGACUAAAUUUGCUUAAGGAAAAAAAAAAUUUCUAUCAGAGCAUUAAAGGUCAAAUUAUAUGGUUUAUGAAUUCAGAGACAUUACCAGGUUGCCUCCUUCUAUAAAUAGAACUUGUGUUUUCAUUUCAUUGGUCAAGCUAUUGUCUCCUAGAAUAUUCUUAUAUUAUCCCAUAUGCUACCUGGUUCCUUCGUCCUAAGUGAUUAAUUCUCUGUACUUCCCUAGAUUUGGUGCCUGCUCUGCCCUGGACUUUUUUCUUUCUUUCUUUUUUUUUUUUUUUUCUUCAAUAUUCUAGCUUUUCUUAGAGGUAAAUCCUCACCUCCUUGCUAGUGAAAAUAGAUAUGUCAUGAUUUGGAGAAGGAAAGAAUUUGGAAUACUUAGUUUCACUGUAUUAUCUGUGCUGAUGAGUGCCUGUGUCAGAGAACUGAAAACACUCAUUCUCACCUUUUGCCCCCAAAAUUCUGUUUCUGUUUCAGCAAGGCAAGGUAUGUGAUGCCCGCCACUCCACAUCAGACUGAAAUCCUAAUGAUAGUUUAUAGGUCAAACAGACCAAUGGUGAUAGCUUUUGUACAGGACCAGUGCUUAAGUAGGCAAGUAUAAAUUUUAAUGAGGAAUCUCUGCUUCUGCGCUUUCAGAACUUCUAGCCUAGAAUGUCCCCCUCCCCUUGUUCUCCCCUCAUCCAGCCUAGUACAGAGAUUACGCGGGGACCCAUUAGCCAGCCAAGAUGCUAUAUACUUAUGAGAACUUCUCACAGUAGCAUGGAAAGGGAAUAUGAGGAGAAUUAGAAGUACUGUAUUUUGUUGUAUAAAAUGAGAUGCUGUCUCAUGUACCUUUUAAAAAAAUGUAAGAUUUUACAGGUUUCUGAUGAUUUAUUCAGAGCAUGGAGAAUAGUUGAUGUGUUUGUUAAAUGAAAAUCAUAUAUAGCUAUUUAUGUGUUCCUUCCACUUCAUAACUAUAAAAACAUGUAUAUGAGUUUCCUAA